This is a messenger RNA of Silurus meridionalis, 1134 nucleotides long. RefSeq names its product leukocyte immunoglobulin-like receptor subfamily B member 2. The record is from RefSeq and is a predicted model, not a curated record. The transcript has 6 exons. The annotation marks the transcript as partial. Gene Ontology annotation, biological process: cell surface receptor signaling pathway. NCBI's taxonomy places the organism in Eukaryota, Metazoa, Chordata, Actinopteri, Siluriformes, Siluridae. Gene Ontology annotation, molecular function: transmembrane signaling receptor activity.
CUCUCUCUCUCUUUGCCUCUGUCGGAGUGAGUGAGAUCACAGGAAGUGGUCAGACUUUAAGACAUACCGCUGCUCUGUCACUCUGUCAGUCAUUAGAAAGACAAGAUGGAGCUCAGUCCACUACCUGUGAUACUCUUGCUGAUUUCAGUUCUACUAGUGGCCCAGGCUCAAGGGACUCAUAAAGCUGUGGUGUCCAUAAAGCCUGAUAGACAUGUGUUCAUUGGAGAGACUGUUAAUCUCAGGUGUGAGGUACAGGUUAAUGCUUCUCAAUUGACAUACAGCUGGUAUAAAAAUACAAAGAGUUUCACAGGUGAUGGAAUUGACGUCGCCAUAGACAGUUUAAUGCCAAAUGUUAUAAUUUGGUCUGUUAAACACUCUGAGAGUGGGAAUUACACCUGCAGGGGAAAGAGAAAAGACUCUCAGAGCUCAGAGAUCAGUAAUGCUGUUACAUUGAUUGUAUCAGGAAAACCAAAACCAACUGUGAGAGUGAAUCCUCAGAGCUUUUUUUACACUGGAGACACCGUCACUCUGAUCUGUGAGCUGCAGCAGGGGACUGGAUGGGAGUUUCAGUGGUACAAAAAACCUGAGAAUUUACAGCAUCAGAACACUGAACAUCCAAACAUACUUAAAGUGACAGCAGAAAAUGCAGGAGAAACAGUGUACCAAUGUCGCGCACACAGGAUAAAUUACAAGUCAAAAUAUUAUCCCACUGAUCUCAGUGAUCCUGUGAGCAUUACAGCAAAAGAGAGACCACAGGCAGUACUGAGUGUAUCUCCACAGAACUGGCUGACUGAAGGAGACUCAGUGACUCUAAGCUGUGAGGUUACAGACUCCUCUACAGACUGGACAUUCAGCUGGUACACAGUUGUUCCCUACAGAGACGGUGUAACUCAAAUAAAAAAUACUGACUAUGUCAUGUAUGUGGAGCUUCUCUCAAACAACAGCAGAGGAUCUGGAGGCUUCUACACUCUGAGUCCUUCUGCUCUUCAUCACACAGGAGUUUAUGUGUGUAGAGGAGAGAGAGGAGAACCAGUCAGUCACACACUGUACAGCAAUCCACAGCCUCUAUGGAUCUCUGGUGAAUCUCCUCCAGUGUCUCUGAUCAUCAGUCCCAGCAGAACUCAACACUUUACU